This is a messenger RNA of Ectocarpus sp. CCAP 1310/34, 165 nucleotides long. The record is from the annotation of a GenBank genome assembly. NCBI's taxonomy places the organism in Eukaryota, Phaeophyceae, Ectocarpales, Ectocarpaceae.
AUGGAGUCGUUCUUUCCGGGAGAGACCCUCAAGUACCUCUACCUCCUCAUGCAGCCAGACCAUCCCAUCAACCUCAUGGAGUAUACCCUCAACACGGAGGCCCACCCGCUUAAGAUCUUUGCGCUCGAUGACGCCGCCGCCGAUCGUAGCCAAAUCCUUGCCUAG